AUGGCUUCUCAAGGGCAGAUGCACGACAUCGGAUUGCGUAUCGAUAUCAUACACCAGCCCGAGGAUAUCAUUCAAGCUUUUGAUUGUGUGUGCGAGGCAUUUGGUCGUCAGGUCCAAGAUGGGAUCUGGACAGCCAUGAACCCAGGAUGGGACACCCCUCAGGGGAGGGCAUGUGGAGCCGAGAGGAUGGUAGCCCGCUGGCGCCACAAGACCAAUGACAAAUAUGGUCUCCCGAACACCAUAUUCCUCAAGGCUACGCUGCCGUGUCCGCAGAAUGAAGACAGACGUAUCAUCGUGGGUUGCGGGAUUUGGGUGCAAGCUUCCACCAUAGAGGGCCAUGGCGAUCCUCCAGCGGAAGAUUUGGUCAAUUCGCUGAACCUCAAUGCUCUUUACCCUGAAAACGAGCCUGAACAACGUUACCUCUGUCAAGCUAUUUCCUCUCUGCAUAGAAGACGCAACGAGGUAAUCAAGGAGAAGGCCACUGCAGCACCACCAGCAGUUAUGAUCCUGGACAUGUGCGUCGUUGAUCCGGCCCAUCAGCGCAAAGGCGUCGCAAGGGAGCUUGUACAGUGGGGCAUCAAUGAAGCACUACGACGUGGAGAUCUGGAAGCCAUCACCGAGGCGUCCAGUAUGGGUCGGCAUGUAUAUGGACAGAUGGGCUUCCAUGCGGAUAAGCACGAGAUCGAAUAUGUUGUGGACGACGAAUUUGCUUCUCGUAGGAAGCCACCUAACCUGUUUAUGCGCACCAAUAGCAACGUACUUUGA
Messenger RNA from Penicillium robsamsonii, 765 nucleotides. RefSeq names its product GNAT family N-acetyltransferase. The record is from RefSeq and is a predicted model, not a curated record. The transcript has a single exon. NCBI's taxonomy places the organism in Eukaryota, Fungi, Ascomycota, Eurotiomycetes, Eurotiales, Aspergillaceae. The coding region runs from base 1 to 765 and encodes 254 amino acids. Gene Ontology annotation, molecular function: acyltransferase activity, transferring groups other than amino-acyl groups.